AUAAAUGGGAUAUCAAUUCUAAUUUCUUUUCAUUUUCUCUUUUUUUGGCCGGAUCAAAAACUAAUGACAGUAGUACAACUAAUAACCUUAUCCCAAUAAAAAAGGACAAAGAAAAGUUAUACUGGAUAGGGCCCAUCCCAUACCACCUUAUCCAAAUUCCCUUGUAAUCACCCCCCCGGAAAUUGCCGCCGCCAUUGAAACCAUAACCUGCACACAGUAAUCUUCUUCCGCACAAAACCCAACUGUUUUGAAUUUGAAUUUUCCUCUCUUCAGAUAAAUUAACCCUUUCUCAAAGAUUAGCUUUCCUCAAAGAAUGAAGCCCCACAUUCGAAAACUAGUCACCCAAUCAAUCCCUCCUCUCUCCUCUGCCACCCCAUCAGCUCCAUCGCCGCCGUCCGGCCUACCAUUCGCCUUGGAGACCCCCGUCCCCUUCCAUACACGGGCGGUUAUUGUUGUGGUCGUGGUCCUCGCCGCGGUUUUCGUAAUCGGCUGCUUUUCCAACUGCUUGCGCCAACUCUCCGACUACCCCGCCGCCGAGACAUCUCGUCGCCGGCGACAAAUUAGCCGGCAAAGAACGGCGUCGAACCUGCGUAAAGGGGUGGACCCCACGACGAUUCGGGCUCUGCCGGUGUACUCUUACCGUGGGGACGCCAAGUGCCAGAUCGACUGCGCCAUUUGUCUCAGCGAGUUCGAGGAGAGCGAGGCCGUGAAAGUCAUUCCGUUUUGCAGGCACGUGUUUCACCCCGUAUGCAUCGACACGUGGCUAUCGUCGCACUUGACGUGCCCGGUCUGCCGGUCGACCCGCUUUUUCGGUGAGGUGAAGGGUGGUGGUGAGGGUGUGAAACAGGAGAGGUGUGAUCAGGGUGUGAGCGAGUCGGGUGAAAGAUCGACGGUGGGAAACUGUGACGCGUGUAAUGAGGUGAGGGUGGAGGGAUCGUUUAGUUUUGGGGUCAGGAGGAACAGUAGUUGUUCGAGGUUGGGAGAUGGCGGUGUCUUGCAAAGAACAUCGAGUUUCUAAAGCUUGUACAUAAGAAUUACUUGUCUUUUCUUUUUUUCGUACAUAGAUGUAUAGUUGUCGUUACAGUCAAAUCAAUUCAUAGGUGGCUUUUGUGUGAGCACCGAUUGUUUGUUUAUACUUCUACAUCAUCACUAUA
This is a messenger RNA of Corylus avellana, 1154 nucleotides long. Lineage: Eukaryota; Viridiplantae; Streptophyta; Magnoliopsida; Fagales; Betulaceae. The record is from RefSeq and is a predicted model, not a curated record.